AUGGAAUCUGGACCUUAUCCUGAGCAUCCAGGAGAACCAGAUUGUUCAUAUUACAUUAGGACCGGUCUUUGUAGAUUUGGAGCAACAUGUCGAUUUAAUCAUCCUCCUAACAGGAAGCUGGCUAUUGCUGCUGCACGGAUGAAAGGUGAAUUCCCAGAAAGAAUAGGACAGCCAGAAUGCCAGUACUACUUGAAGACAGGAACUUGCAAAUUUGGAGCCACAUGCAGGUUUCAUCAUCCUAGAGACAAGGCAGGGAUUGCUGGAAGAGUUGCCUUGAACAUUUUAGGCUAUCCACUCCGCCCUAAUGAGCCUGAAUGUGCGUAUUAUUUAAGAACUGGACAAUGUAAAUUUGGGAACACUUGCAAAUUUCACCAUCCCCAGCCAAGCAAUAUGGUGCUUUCCAUGAGAAGUUCUCCUGUUUAUCCUACUGUCCAAUCUCCUACUACACCAGGUCAGCAGUCAUAUGCAACAGGAAUUACAAAUUGGCCUAGUUCAUCAUAUAUACCUAGCCCACGAUGGCAAAGCCCUUCAAGUUAUGCUCCUUUAAUUCUACCUCAGGGAAUGGUUUCAGUGCCAGGGUGGAGUGCAUACAGUGGUCAAAUGGGAUCAGACAGUUCACAGCAAACAAUGGGAAAUGGCCAAAGCUAUGGAACUAAUCGGCAAAGUGAACCGGCAAAUGCAGGAUCCCAGGGGGCAUAUUCUCAAUUUCGUUCUGGCUCCGUCCCUGUAGGUUUCUAUGCGUUGCAGAGAGAGAACAUAUUUCCCGAGAGACCUGAUCAACCUGAAUGUCAAUUCUACAUGAAGACUGGAGAUUGCAAGUUUGGUGCAGUCUGUCGUUUCCAUCAUCCACGUGAAAGGAUGAUUCCAGCUCCUGACUGUGUUUUGAGUCCUAUAGGCCUUCCUUUACGUCCUGGAGAGCCUCUUUGUGUCUUCUAUUCACGUUAUGGCAUAUGUAAAUUUGGUCCAAGUUGCAAGUUUGAUCACCCAAUGGGAGUCAUCACCUAUAACAUAUCUGCAUCACCUUCAGCUGAUGCCCCGGGAAGGCGAAUAUUAGGUUCUUCAUCAGGAACUUCUGCAUUAAAUUUAUCAUCAGAAGGACUUGUUGAGUCAGGCUCAGCAAAUCCAAGGAGGCUUUCAUUAUCAGAGACCCGACAGAUUCCUUCUGGUGAUGAUAACAUUGAUGAAGAGGGAUAA
Molecule: messenger RNA, 1194 nt
Organism: Sphenostylis stenocarpa
Lineage: Eukaryota; Viridiplantae; Streptophyta; Magnoliopsida; Fabales; Fabaceae
Source: the annotation of a GenBank genome assembly